Messenger RNA from Heterocephalus glaber (naked mole-rat), 3380 nucleotides. RefSeq names its product sodium channel epithelial 1 subunit gamma (gene Scnn1g). Gene Ontology annotation, cellular component: sodium channel complex; plasma membrane. Gene Ontology annotation, molecular function: ligand-gated sodium channel activity. NCBI's taxonomy places the organism in Eukaryota, Metazoa, Chordata, Mammalia, Rodentia, Bathyergidae. The record is from RefSeq and is a predicted model, not a curated record. Gene Ontology annotation, biological process: sodium ion transmembrane transport.
AGUGUGGGCACCUUCCCGGGGCCCGGGUGCAACUCCUCCGCUUCGGGGAGAAGCGGCUGCCCGAGCCGAGCGGGGGCCAGCGCCGGCGGUUCCACUCUGGGCGGCCGGGCCGGGUUUCUCUGGUGCACCGGGAGCCCGGGCUCCAGCGACUUCUGCGCAGCGCGGCCGCAGGACCCCGCGCCGGGCCGGACUCCCCGUCCACCCGCCCUAGACCUGGCGCAAACCGUUCGCCUCCCCCGAGCUCCACGUUCCCUCACUGCGGUCCAGGGAGCCAGCAAGGUCGGGCAGCAAAGCUUCACCUCGGCCAUGGCUCCUGGAGAGAAGAUCAAAGCCAAAAUCAAGAAGAAUCUGCCGGUGAGAGGCCCGCAGGCGCCCACCAUCAAGGACCUGAUGCACUGGUACUGCAUGAACACCAACACCCACGGGUGCCGCCGCAUUGUGGUGUCCCGCGGCCGCCUCCGGCGCCUGCUCUGGAUCCUGUGCACGCUGACCGCGGUGGCCCUCAUUAUCUGGCAGUGCGCCCUGCUCGUCUUCUCCUUCUACACCGUCUCUGUCUCCAUCAAAGUCCACUUCCAGAAGCUAGAUUUUCCUGCGGUCACCAUCUGCAAUAUCAACCCCUACAAGUAUAGUGCUGUACGAGACCUUCUGGCUGACUUGGAUCAGGAGACCAGAGGGGCGCUGAAGACCCUGUAUGGCUUUUCAGAGGUUAAGUCUCGCAAACGCCGUGGGGCAGAGUCUGAGAAUCCAGCCUGGGGAGGCAUCCGGCCCAAAUUCCUCAACGUGAUCCCACUGCUGGUCUUCAAUGAGAAGGAGAAGGGCAAGGCCAGGGAUUUCUUCACUGGCCGGAAGCGCAAAGUCAGUGGGAACAUCAUUCACAAGGCGUCCAAUGUCAUGCACAUCCACGAGUCUAAGAAAACAGUGGGAUUCCAGCUGUGUCCCUCCAACGACACCACCAACUGUGCCACGUACACCUUCAGCUCGGGGGUCAAUGCCAUCCAGGAGUGGUACAAGCUGCACUACAUGAACAUCAUGGCCCAGGUGCCUCUGGAGAAGAAAAUCAACAUGAGCUAUUCUGCCGAGGAGCUGCUGGUUACCUGUUUCUUUGACGGGAUGUCCUGCAAUCCCAGGAACUUCACGCUUUUCCACCAUCCCAUGUAUGGAAACUGCUACACGUUCAACAACAGAGAAAACGAGACCACGCUCAGCACCUCCAUGGGGGGCAGUGAGUACGGGCUGCAAGUCAUCUUGUACAUUGAUGAAGAGGAGUACAACCCCUUCCUGGUGUCCUCCACUGGGGCAAAGGUGCUUAUUCACCAGCAGAAUGAGUAUCCCUUCAUUGAAGAUGUGGGCACAGAGAUUGAGACGGCAAUGUCGACCUCCAUAGGAAUGCAUCUGACCGAGUCCUUCAAGCUGAGUGAGCCCUACAGCCAGUGCACAGAGGACGGGCACGACGUGCCGGUGGAGAACAUCUACAACGCUGCCUACUCCCUCCAGAUCUGCCUUUACUCCUGCUUCCAGACCAAGAUGGUGGAGAAAUGUGGUUGUGCCCAGUACAGCCAGCCUCUGCCUCCCAAUGCCAACUACUGCAACUACCAGCAAAACCCUAACUGGAUGUAUUGUUACUACAAGCUGUACCAAGCCUUCGUUCAGGAAGAACUGGACUGCCAGUCAGUGUGCCGGGAAACGUGCAGGUUUAAGGAAUGGACCCUGACCACCAGCCUGGCACAGUGGCCCUCUGAGGUUUCAGAGAAGUGGUUGUUACGCGUUCUCACCUGGGACCAAGGCCAGCAAAUAAACAAAAAGCUCAACAAGACAGACUUGGCCAAACUCUUGAUAUUCUACAAAGACCUGAACCAGAGAUCCAUCAUGGAGAGCCCAGCCAACAGCAUCGAGGUGCUUCUCUCCAACUUCGGCGGCCAGCUGGGCCUGUGGAUGAGUUGCUCUGUCGUCUGUGUCAUCGAGAUCAUCGAAGUCUUCUUCAUCGAUUUCUUCUCUAUCAUCGCCCGCCGCCAGUGGCAGAAAGCUAAGGAGUGGUGGGCGCGGAACCAGGGACCCCCCUGCCCCGAGGCUCCCCCGGGCCAGCUCGGCCAGGACCAUCCAGCCCUGCAUGUAGACGAAGACCUGCCCACUUUCACCUCUGCUCUGCAGCUGCCUCCAGCCCCGGGGGUCCAGGUGCCCGGCACGCCGCCGCCCAGAUAUAACACCUUGCACCUGGCCAGGGCCUUCUCCAGCCAGCUGGCGGACACUCAGGUGCUGGACGAGCCAUGAGAUGGGGCUGGGAAGAGAGAUCUAGUCAGGACUGCAGCCGAGGUCUAAGGACUUAGACCUUGUCUCCCAAACACAGAGGGGUCCUCCUGUCUCUGCUCUGGCCUUUGGAGACACUCCCUGAAAGCCUGCUACAGACAAAUCAGGGUUGGGCCUGGGCAGGUGGAGCCACUGGGUCCUGCCCAGCUCUACACCUGGCCAGGAUGAGCUAGAUCCUGGCUAACUCAGCACAUCCACUCGAGGAAGACUGCAGGCCAUUCCAACGGUGCCAUCGGUGAGGGCCCAGUGAGCUUUUGCUGGGUGUUGAGAGAGAAGGACACCUCCAGAGCCCCAAGCCAGGGUUCCAGCCACACCCUGUCCUCCCCGGGGCCACAGGAUGUGACUUUAGGUAGCAAGGCUGGACAGCUACUGCCUGAUGCCAAGUGCCAGCCCUGGGGGACGGCUGUGGUGCCCAAGCUGUCCAGGGUCACUGACACUGGGGCAAGGGGUCCUCUGCACCCUCGGGCACAGACCCGGCCCAGGGCCCUGGCGUGUGUGGGAGGGGUGCAGUGGAGGGAGGGGUAGGGUGUGGCAGGUGGCUGGACUGGGCUGGGACCUACGGUGGUUCCCAAGCAGAGAAGGGCCACUUAAAGGACAUAGCUGGGUACUCCAGGUACUCAGAACCAGACCUCAGCUGCUCCUCUCACCGACCAGCUCAGCCAGCACCACUGCCCGGCAUGGCGGUGCACACCUGUGACCCUAGCAACCCAGGAGGCUGAGGCAGGAAAGUCGAAAGUUGGAGAGCAGGCUGGGCAAUUUACCUACUUAGUGAGACCUUAUCUCAAAAUAAAAUAUAAAAAAGGGCUGGGGAUGGAGCUGUUCAGUGAAAGCCUUGGUUUCAAUCCCUGGUACCAGAGAGGGACAGAGACCUCCCUUCUACUGCCAUCCCCAAAGGCCUGCCCCCGCGUACAGCUCACUUCCGAACUCAGCAUCAGCGCAAGAGCAGAGUGCUGGGCACUGUUCUAAGCACUCACACAAAUCAGCCUGGGGGACAGCAAACUGUGUGGCCCGCAGGCUAAAUCCUGUUUUUGUUUGUGAACUGAGAAUGGGUUUUUUUUUUUCACUUUUAAAUAGCU